Messenger RNA from Penicillium malachiteum, 1425 nucleotides. Its product is annotated as camp independent regulatory protein. Lineage: Eukaryota; Fungi; Ascomycota; Eurotiomycetes; Eurotiales; Aspergillaceae. The coding region runs from base 1 to 1425 and encodes 474 amino acids. The record is from RefSeq and is a predicted model, not a curated record. The transcript has a single exon. Gene Ontology annotation, molecular function: DNA binding.
AUGGUGAACGGGACCGCGGCGGUGUUAGAGCCAACAUUUACCGGCUAUGUGGCUACCACUCAAGAUGCGCUCAUCUUAUUCGAGGCUUGUUUGACCGGCGUACUACACCAUGUCCCUCGACGACCUCACGAUCGAGAACGGAGUCAUCUGGUACGAAGUGGGAGUGUCUUCAUCUAUGAGGAGAACUCAUCGGGUAUCAAGAGAUGGACAGAUGGAGUUACUUGGAGUCCUAGUCGCAUUCUAGGCAAUUUCUUGGUCUAUCGCGAGUUGGAUAAACCAUUCCCACCUGGAGAGAAGAAGCGCGCCAUGAAGAAAGCAAAUCGUCGACCAGCACCGCCCACCCGACCUGGAGAGCCUUAUCCUCGACAUGAUAGUAACGGGUCAGGGUAUUCCCCCACAUCACCUUCGGGAGCAUUUGGGGACCGACCACAUCAAUCAGAAGUGGAGCGCGCGUUGGUGGGGUCGCUGGUCGACUCUUAUGGCUUCAAGGAUUCCGGCUUGGUCAAGAAAACAAUGAGUGUGACGGUGUUGGGAAUAACGCAUCACCUGGUCUCUUACUACAGUGUGGACGACGUCAUGCGCGGGGUGUUGAACCCACCUUCUAUGGUCGAAUCUCUACGUUAUAUUCGCCCACGCGCCGAUUUGACGCAGAAACAAAGCUUCCGCGCCCCUAUCGAUGAUCUGGAGUCCAAUGCUAUGGAAAGCGCCCAUGAUCCCUCCCACGCUGCUCUCUACGGUUACCGCCCCCAGAUGAUGGCUCCACCAUCCUACGCGAUGCCUACCCCUUCUGCCGAUUUCUAUAUGCACCCCAGUCACUAUGCGACCACUCACCCCCCGCAGACAGGUCCAAUCGCAGGAUACUCCAUGGGUGGUACCAUGCCCGGUCAACCAGCUCCGAAUCCAUACCUCCCUUCGCCUGCCGUAGCCGCUGCGAUGGCACCUAAGCAAGAGGAUUAUCAUGCAUACCGCGCGGGGCCUUACGGAGGUAGUAUGGACUCCAUGAGCCAUAGUCUAUCUUCAUCCAUCUCCGGUGGUCUCAGCUCUACGAUCCCUAGUUCUCUGAGUGAGCGCAACCGUUCAACUUCGGAUCACAGUCCAUCAGCCUACCGCAACUCCUCUAUUUCAUCUCGCAGCGUCGCAACGGAUGCCACGUCACCUAUGGAUCCUUCAACGCCCGCUACUUAUUCCCGAAGCAGUUUCAGUUUGUCUGGCCAGUUGGAUCACAAUCACCCUAACCACCCACUUGACUCUCGCGGUCUAGGUCCUCUGGAUCCGAGUGUCCCUCGUCGGGAAUCGAACCCCGUUCAUCCCUCUUAUUACGCUCAGGCCGACCGUUCUCAGUACUACGUUGGUGCAGCUGCGCCCGUCAAUCAUCCCCAUUACGCGGCAUGGACCACAACUGCACCUGCUCAGCCCCAAAUUUAA